Messenger RNA from Pistacia vera, 2108 nucleotides. RefSeq names its product folylpolyglutamate synthase. The transcript has 16 exons. Gene Ontology annotation, cellular component: cytoplasm; cytosol; mitochondrion. Gene Ontology annotation, molecular function: ATP binding; tetrahydrofolylpolyglutamate synthase activity. The record is from RefSeq and is a predicted model, not a curated record. Gene Ontology annotation, biological process: tetrahydrofolylpolyglutamate biosynthetic process. Bases 105 to 1733 code for a protein of 542 amino acids. Lineage: Eukaryota; Viridiplantae; Streptophyta; Magnoliopsida; Sapindales; Anacardiaceae.
UUUAUUUCUUCCGUCCUUUCAUUCAUACGCACUUACAUAUAUACGUUUCACAUAUUUGUUUUGUUUGGUAACUGCAAGCAAAUUCUAUUCAGGUUCAAAUCGAAAUGGAAGAAGGUAAAACUAAAAUGGAAGAAGGAAACGAAAAUAGAAAAGCGACAGCGUAUGAAGAAGCAUUGGAUGCUUUAUCUUCUCUCAUCACAAAACGCAAUCGUAUUGAACCAGGCGACAGAUCUUAUUCGCUUGAUCUCAUUCGCGAGUAUGUCAAGAUGUUGGACUUAGAGGAAGCAAUUUCAAAAAUGAGUGUUAUUCAUGUUGCUGGCACCAAAGGAAAGGGAUCCACAUGCACAUUCACAGAAUCUAUAUUGCGACAUUGUGGCUUCCGGACUGGGCUUUUCACCUCUCCUCACCUCAUCGAUGUCCGAGAAAGAUUUCGUUUGGAUGGUGUUGACAUAUGUGAAGAGAAAUUUUUGGCAUAUUUUUGGUGGUGUUAUGAUAGACUAAAGGAAAAAGCUACCGAGGAGGCACCAAUGCCUACUUUAUUUCGUUUCCUUGCCCUACUUGCCUUCAAGAUAUUUGCAGAAGAGCAGGUAGAUGUCGCUAUAUUAGAGGUUGGAAUAGGUGGAAAACUCGAUGCAACAAAUGUGGUACGGACACCUGUAGUAUGCGGUGUAACUGCCCUUGGGUAUGACCACAUGGAGAUUUUAGGGAAUACACUGGGACAAAUUGCUGGGGAGAAGGCUGGUAUUUUUAAGCAUGGUGUUCCUGCCUUUACUGUGUCCCAACCUGAAGAAGCAAUGCGUGUACUUGAAGAGACGGCCGCCAAGCUGGAUGUAUCCCUUCAAGUAGCUCAACCAUUGGAUGCAAGCUUGCUGAAUGGCUUAAAACUUGCACUUGAAGGCGAGCAUCAAUAUUUUAAUGCUGGUCUUGCCAUUGCACUAUCGUCUACUUGGCUUCAGAGGACUGGUCAUCUUGAGUUCGGCAACCUGGAACAGACGAGUCCGCUGCCUGAACAGUUUAUCAAAGGGCUUACAAUGGCUAGUUUGCAAGGACGGGCACAGAUUGUCCCUGAUCGAUUUAUGAACAUUGAAACCACUGGAGAGCUGGUAUUCUAUUUGGAUGGAGCUCAUAGUCCUGAAAGCAUGGAAGUAUGUGGAAAAUGGUUUUCUCUGGCAAUUAAGGAGGACAAUCAACAACCAGCCUUGGACUUUCAACCAUCUUCACAUGAAUUAGCUCAGAAUCACCAGGUCCAUUAUGGAAGAUCCAGGAAAAACUCUGCACAGAUUUUGUUGUUCAAUUGUAUGUCAGUGCGAGAUCCUCAGCUGCUUUUUCCGCGCCUGAUGAAAACGUGUGCUAGUCAUGGUGUCUAUUUUAAGAAGGCACUCUUUGUACCAAAUAUAUCAGUUUAUCACAAGGUCGGAUCCCAUGCCUUACCACCGACUGAGUCUCAAGUUGAUUUGUCGUGGCAGUUUACUCUUCAAAGAGUAUGGGAAAACCUCUUGCAGGGUGAUAAAGGAGGGGAGGCCAAGAAUGCCGAUAAUGUUGCUGAAGACAUUAGUGAGGAUACGGAAAUGAUUGCCAGGAAUUGUGAAAACAGUGCAGUCUUUUCUUCUCUCCCAUUGGCUAUUAAGUGGCUCAGAGACAGUGUUCAAAAGAAUCAGUCCGUUCGUUUACAGGUCCUUGUAACUGGCUCCUUACAUCUCGUGGGUGAUGUGCUGAAAUUAGUCAAGAAGUAAGGUCACGGUCAAAGUUCAUUAAUUUGACGUGCUUUGGAUACCUGUAACAUGCUGUAACUGAAAAGGCAGAAUGGCCAAAAAAAAUAAAUAAAGAAACUUCACUUAUCUUAGAAUGCUGCAUCGGUGAAGAUAUUGGCGAAUUCAUGUCAGCAUCAUUGAGCAUCUGACAUACAUAUUUUCUGUUCUGUUAAGCAAAAAAUUUUCAUUGUUGUUGAAAUCAGUGCAAAAAUGAAUAGUACCACAAAUUAUGUAUUUGGUACUACAAAUUAGCAAUCCAAGAAAACUGUAAUUUAUUUUUAUUACAUUUUUGCUACAUAGAAACUUAGCCAAUGGGAAUUUUAACAUAACAUUGCUACGACUACUUGCCUAGGUAUA